Molecule: messenger RNA, 2513 nt
Organism: Bursaphelenchus okinawaensis
Lineage: Eukaryota; Metazoa; Nematoda; Chromadorea; Rhabditida; Aphelenchoididae
Source: the annotation of a GenBank genome assembly
AUGAGGACAGUGUUUCCGAACGGUCGUGCAGUUGGACUUGUUGUUCUUUUUGUUGUGGCUAUCUUCUUUCUGACAGCCUUACAUCUAAACCAACCGGAAACCGUGUCUUAUGGGAAAGUCUCAUUACCAAGGGACGUACAGAACAGGAGGAAUAUUGAGGAUGCUGUUGUUGAUAAAAUAAAUCAUGAUAAAGGAGAAGAAGCUCAGUCUAAGUCUGAGAAUGCAGUUCCGAAGCCUGAAGAAGGCAUUCAAAAACACGAAGAACAGCCUCCCAACAUUCAACAACCUGAAGUUAACAAAGAGGAUAAUGGAGCGGGUGAAGGAAAUCCAGACGAAGAUAUAAAGGAGCACAAGGAGAAUCCAGAAUUAGAUGUCAAUGGUAAGUAAUGUGCUUAUUUGUCUUAUGUAAAUUUAGAAUCAGAAAACGAUCAGUUGCCGGAGAAAGAGAAUGUUGAGAAGAUUAAUGUUGUGGCCGAACCACCAAAGCCUCAAGCUGUAGAUUUGGAAAAUGGUAAUUAAUUUCGUUUUGAUUCGUUACCUAAAAUUAUAAAAUUAAUUAUUAUAACUUCAUUUAUAUGUUAUUUUUUAGCUCAACGCAAGGAAUUUGUUAAGAAAAUGGCUAAGCAUGCAUGGGCUGGCUACCGCAAGUUUGCUUGGGGUUUCAAUGAAGUUAGACCAUUGGCCAAACGAAGUAACCAUCAACCUAUCUUUGGGGGUGAAAAGAUGGGAGCUACUAUCGUAGAUGGAGCUGAUACUUUGUACAUUAUGGGACUGCACGAUGAGUAUGAACAAGCGCGAGAGUUUAUUAAGGUCAACUUUACUAUAAACGAUGUCAAGGGCCAAAUAUCAACGUUUGAAGCUACUAUAAGGUUCACUGGUGGAUUCCUGGCCUUGUACGCUUUGACAAAGGAUUCGUUGUAUUUGUAAGUUUGGUCUUUUUAAAGUUUUUUAAUUUAAAUUAAUUAAUCAUAUAGUUUUGGACUAAUUUCAACUUAUUUGUUAUAGAUUUGAUGUUUAGCUACUUCAAAAUAAUAUUUUAGGGACAAAGCCGUGGAGGUAGCUGAUGCGUUACUACCAGCUUUUAAUACUAAAACGGGAAUUGCUCUAAGCAAUGUGAAUGUACAUGAAAAGACAGCAUCUAACUAUGGUUGGGUUACCGGAUCUUCUUCGAUUUUAUCUGAAUUUGGCAGUUUACACUUGGAGUACUUAUAUUUGGCCAAGCUGACAGGAAACAAGGCAUACGAAGAUAAGGUAAGAUUUUGCAUUUUAGAUAAUAACGAUUUUUUAUAUGACAUGAAGAAGAUUUACAACUAAAGAAUUGCGUUACUUUAAUAUUGUUUGUCAAUGUAAUUUACAAUAUUCGUGUUUAGGUUCAAAGGAUACGUGAUGUUCUGGAGAAAUCCAAGAAGAAGGAUGGUUUAUAUGCUAAUUACGUAGAUCCAAAGACUGGAGAGUUUGUGGGAUCUCAUGUUAGUUUAGGGGCCCUUGGUGACAGUUUCUACGAAUACCUCAUCAAAUCGUAUGUACACACUGACAAACAGGACAAACAAGCCUAUUACAUGUACCGUAACGUGUCUGAAGCCAUUCAGAAGCAGUAAGUUUAUUGUUUAUUUUUCUUUUAGUUUGGAUUUUAUAUAUUAUAGUUACUAGAGUACCUUAAAGUAGUAUCUCUUGGUUAAUAUGUUGUUUUUUAUAGUAAAUGUUUGUCUUUAGCAUGAUUUUCACCUCUAAAUCCGGCUUAAAAUACGCAGCAGAACUAAGGCGAGGCAAAGCUGAACACAAGAUGAGCCAUCUCAGCUGUUUCUGUCCAGGAAUGUUUGCUCUAGAAGCUGAUGUUGAACAAGAUGUAGAUAGAAAGAAGCGUGUCAUGGAGUUGGCCGAAGAUCUAGGGCACACUUGUCAUGAGAGUUAUGCCAGAGCUACGACUGGAAUUGGGCCAGAGAUGUUCUACUUUAAUUCAGAAGAAGAUGCUACGGCCAAAAGUGCUGAAAAUGGAUUCAUUUUGAGGCCAGAAGCCAUUGAAGGAUGGUUCUACCUGUGGAGGUUGACUAACAAAGAGGUAAGAAUGCUUUUAUUCGAAUAUAAGGCCUUUAAAAACAUUUUGAUUAUUUUUAACCGAGGUUUUGUUUUAGAAGUACAAACAAUGGAUUUGGGAUGCUGUACAAGCGAUAGAAAAGUACUGUAAGAAGGAGAAUGGAUAUGUUGGACUGAAGAAUGUUUAUGACGAGAAUAGUGUAAGUCUGUCAAUGGUAAAUAUGACUUCUUAAACUAAAGAAUUUAUAUUUAAUUUUACAAUAUUACUUUUGUGAAAGACAACAGUAUUAUGUCAAUCUUAAUCGUACUUCUUGUAGGGCUUUGAUGACGUGCAGCAGAGUUUCUUCAUCGCCGAGACUCUCAAGUAUGCAUAUUUGACAUUUGCCGACGAUGAAAUAUCACUCCAGAAGUGGGUGUUUAACACGGAAGCUCACCCGUUCCCGAUUGGCUUCGAGAACAUGAAGAAAGCUGACAAUUAA